GCCCCACAUGUAGCAGUAAAUUGUUCAGUUCUAUUGUUUUUUUCCCGACACCGGACACCGGACACCGACGAUAACGACGACGACGGAUUCUUGCCGGAUCCGAAAAUGUAUACUCGCUUCUUAAUUGUGUUUUCGCUGGUGGCGGUGCUGCUGUUCCUCUACGGGGCCAUCGUCAACGUUGGCUACAUCGAGGAAAACCGCUGCCGGAUGACUUACAUGUUCGAGCAUCCGCAGUACACCCGGAUCCCGGUGCAGGGUGGCGAACGGUUCCCAAAGUAUGCCCUCUAUGCCUACUCGGAGGGCUACAUCACGCAGCGUGUCCAGCAACGCCACUUCACCGGCGCUCCGGUGCUAUUUGUUCCGGGCAGCGGCGGUUCGUUCAAGCAGGUCCGCUCUCUCGCUUCGGUGGCGCUGCGAAAGGGAAUCGACAACAAUUGGCAGGCCCAUCUGGAUUACUUCAGCGUAGACCUGAACGAGGAGCUAUCCGGCGUGUACGGUGGCUACUUGCAGGAUCAAACCGAUUUCCUCGAACUGUGCAUCCAGGAGAUCAUCCGACUGUAUGGAGGCCGUGCAGCACGAAUGUUUCUCGUGGGCCACUCGGUUGGUGGAAAGCUUGCCCAGGCUGUCGUGGCUUUAGGAAGCGAUGGGAAACGCAUCGAGCGGCACGUGGCCGGUAUCAUUACUAUCUCGGCACCGAUGGACAAACCUGUAGCGCUGCUCGAUCAUUACCACCAGAGUUUCUACGAUCGAAUCGAGCAGGCGUGGCGAGCAAAUCGAUCCAUCGCGGUACCUGGUGCUGCAACACCAUCUACUGGUCGCCCUCUAGACGGUCUACUGCUCGUAACGAUCGGUGGUGGCAUCCGAGAUAUCAUUGUGCACGAUGGUUUAACCGAUUCACGCUAUGCCGAUCUGCACGCCAUGACACAUAACAUCCCGAACGUGUGGCUUUCGGUUGAUCAUCUCUGCGCAAUGUGGUGCCUACAGUUUGUGCUGGUGACGAAUCGCUUCCUUUACAGCAUGAUUACCGCACAACAGGGCCGUAACAGUUACGGUUUCGUAGAGGACAAGCGGACGAUGGUCGCACACGCGAACCGAUUCCUUGUGCAACCGUUUUCCGGCAAGGAGAACCCUGACUACAUCGUACACCAGCCCGAGCAAGAAGAAUGGGUCGAAGACAUUCGACGUUCGUUUACCGAGCAACAUCGGACCGGGUUGACACGCACACGCGUUCAGAUGAUCCGUCUGAUCCCGGACAAACCGCAACAUCGGUUCCUCCGAGUAGAGGUAAUCAAUGCUGAGCAGGAGCACGACUGGUUGUCGGUGUGUGACGCGGUGGAUGUGUACGAAAACUCGCGCAUCUGCCAGCGAUCAUUCUCACUCGUUAACCAUACACUACCGGUGCCAUCGUCCAAGUUUGAUCGUGCCGGUGCACUGUUGGAUCUGCAUGAGCUGAAGCAACGGAAUCCGCGCUGGACGCACGUACUGGUGAAAAUCCGGCGCACCUUCAAGCCCGUACAGUUCAGCGUGGAUGUGUUCAAUCCGGCGGAGCGUGAAAUCCAUGUCGCUAUGCCGCAUUGGUUCGAUUACAGGAAGCGGACGAUACUGCAGCAUGCUUCGACGGACGAUUCAUUCUAUCGGCUCAAAGUGAGCGGCAUGAUCCAUACGUACCAGACGAUCGCCCUGGAUCUACAAGCCAUCAGGUGUGAUGCUGUCAAGGGUUCUGUAGUGGUUAAGGUUCACGUACCCUGGGCCAAAGGAUACGAUCGUUAUGCGUAUCAUGAGGAUCUUAACGGGACCACCGUUUACAUUUACCCACCGAUCGAGAAUCCACUGCUAUCCGGAGGUAGCAAGGAAGAGGCGCUAAUCGAGGUCGACAUACAUCUUACGCCCGGCUGUUCCUAUCGCAUCGACUAUCGUCAAUCACUGCGCGUUAGUAUUGCGCGGAUUGUGCAGCAGUAUCUGGUUGUAAUUCCGGCGCACUGUGUCGCGCUGCUGCUUCUGGCGUUCAAUGAUCAGCUAACACAAACGGAUCCGGAGGCACCGGCCUUCGUGGUAGGUAAGCUACGGUCAUCGCUAACCAAACCGACCGCACUGGUGGUGCUGCUUGGGGUAACGUCUCUUUUAGGCAAGUUCCUGCCGCUGUUUAAAUCCAUACCACCGAUCGAGGCCCUCAGCACGCCGCUCACCGUGUCGAUCGUGAUCCAUCUGGUCGCUGCCGGAUUGCUACUCGUGACGACACUGGCACUCUGGGGCUCCAUAGCGUUCUGUGCCAACUUUGCUCACAAAAUCAUUCUACGCCUGAUCGCGCUCCCGAUUCCGAUCAUGUCAUCGACGUUCCUAUCCUGUAUCCACCGGUUCCCGCUGGCCAUGGCCGUACUGUUGAUCGCGAUUGCACUGACAGCGUGCGGUGGUGUCAGUAUGCUGUGUGCGGCCGCUGUCUACUUUGUGCUGCUCUCGAAAGCAUACGAGGACUAUCUGGAGAACUUUGUGUUCCAUACGGCGCGCCGAAUCGCGGCCCGACUAUUCGGGGCCAUUGCUGGUGAACAGCGGGAGGCGGACAAUCAACGGCGCCGUCGUAAGCGUCGGACCGCGGCCAACGAAACAGGCGAUGAACUGAUGGUGAUCAACUUUCAUCUGCCGCUGUUCUUUCUGGUGCUGCUGCUGGCCGUGCUGAAUGUGCCAAGCGUGAUCACGUGGGCCAAAAAUUAUCACUACGCCAACACGCUCCAACCGGACCCAUCGCUCGUGCCAGCCCUCGUGGUGCUCGUGUGUCUUGCGGUGCUGUGGCAACUCAAUACACCACGAAACGUGCGGGGCUACGAGUUGGUGGCCGCCCUGCUGGUCAUUAUGGCCUUUGUGGCUGUGCUCUACUGUCAAGUAUACGUAUACCGGCUUAACUACGCCGUGGUGAUAGUGUUCGUUGCUAUCACUCUGCAUCAAAUUAUUGCGCCAAAGCGACCCGCUAUUGAGCAGCAAUCGGGUGAAGGUGAGGAGUAGAGCUCCCGGGCCCCGUGCUACUAUUGUGCUCGUCAAUUGUAUUGUUGUUUAAACAUUGUAUUUCGAAAGAGACUAAGUAAUACAAAGAUCCUUAGCUAGUCAGCUGGUUUGCCAACG
Anopheles darlingi is the source of this 3114-nucleotide messenger RNA. Its product is annotated as GPI inositol-deacylase. Gene Ontology annotation, molecular function: phosphatidylinositol deacylase activity. The transcript has a single exon. Gene Ontology annotation, cellular component: endoplasmic reticulum. NCBI's taxonomy places the organism in Eukaryota, Metazoa, Arthropoda, Insecta, Diptera, Culicidae. Gene Ontology annotation, biological process: GPI anchor metabolic process; endoplasmic reticulum to Golgi vesicle-mediated transport. Bases 106 to 2997 code for a protein of 963 amino acids. The record is from RefSeq and is a predicted model, not a curated record.